Messenger RNA from Soboliphyme baturini, 318 nucleotides. The record is from the annotation of a GenBank genome assembly. Lineage: Eukaryota; Metazoa; Nematoda; Enoplea; Dioctophymatida; Soboliphymatidae.
AUGACCGUCACCUACACUCUGGAAUGCGCCACCUCUGGUCUGGCCACGUUCCUGAAGCUUUUGUUCCGGUGGCGGGGCAGCAUCUACAAGUUGAUGUACAAGGAGCUACUGAUCUACGUCGGACUGUACUACGUGCUCAGCUUCACGUACCGCUUCGCCCUCGACUCUACCCAACGCGGAGAAUUCGAGAUGCUGUCGCUGUUCUGCGAGCGGUCGCUGCCCAUGAUUCCCCUGACGUUCAUCCUCGGUUUCUACGUGACGAUGGUCGUCGGCCGCUGGUGGGACGUGUUCAUGAACAUUCCUUGGCCGGACAGGUAA